AAUUUUAGAAUUCCAAAUUCAUUCCGAUGCAGAGUUCACAUCUCCCCGCAGAUGGUCAAAUAUAUUUGCUUUUCAAUCUUUCCCUCCUCUUAUACCCUCUCUUGCUCUUCUCACUGCGUCCGCUUCUCGAUCUCCUAACCGCCGGCGUUCAUAUACGGUGAUGGACGGAGGUGCGGCUCACAAUCCUCGUACGGUGGAGGAGGUCUUUACGGAUUUCAAGGGCCGUAGAGCCGCCAUAAUUAAAGCUCUUACUACGGAUGUUGAAGAGUUUUACCAGCAAUGCGAUCCAGAAAAGGAAAAUCUUUGCCUCUAUGGGUUUCCCAGUGAGCAGUGGGAGGUGAAUUUACCUGUUGAAGAGGUGCCUCCAGAGCUCCCAGAACCUGCAUUGGGUAUUAACUUUGCCAGAGAUGGAAUGCGAGAAAAGGACUGGUUAUCCUUGGUUGCUGUGCACAGUGAUGCAUGGUUGCUUUCUGUGGCCUUCUAUUUUGGUUCUAGAUUUGGAUUUGAGAAAGCUGAUAGGAAACGUCUUUUCAAUAUGAUAAAUGAUCUUCCAACAAUAUUCGAGGUUGUUGCAGGGGCACCGAAGAAACAAACAAAGGAGAAAUCAUCAGCUUCAAAUCAUAACAACAGCAAAUCAAAAUCUAACUCCAAGGGAAAGUAUUCAAAGGCAAUGCAGCCAAAGGAUGGUGAUGAGGAUGAUGAUGAUGGUCUAGAAGAUGAAGAUGAAGAGGAGCAUGGGGAUACACUCUGUGGGGCUUGUGGAGAUAACUACUCAUCUGAUGAAUUCUGGAUUUGCUGUGACAUCUGUGAGAAAUGGUUCCAUGGAAAGUGUGUAAAGAUUACCCCAGCCAGAGCAGAGCACAUUAAGCAGUACAAAUGCCCAACCUGCAGUAACAAGAGAGCACGGCCUUAGUGAUGGCCAGGCAGGUAAGUUAAUGUGUAUUCUGGCACCAUGGAGUUCUAACCGUAUCAAAUGGUUCGGGUUUGUUCGAAGUCAUCAUAUCUAGGUUUGCUCUUAGUCAUCGUUCAUUAUUAUUAUGUGUAGCGUAGGUUGCCAACUUUCUGACUAUUAAUUACAGAAAUUAUUAUAUCAUUAUCUGGAUUGUCAUUUUCUUAGUUGAAAACUUGAGCAAACUCGGUUAAUGUUAAAAUCGUG
Rubroshorea leprosula is the source of this 1156-nucleotide messenger RNA. The record is from the annotation of a GenBank genome assembly. Lineage: Eukaryota; Viridiplantae; Streptophyta; Magnoliopsida; Malvales; Dipterocarpaceae.